This is a messenger RNA of Mastomys coucha (southern multimammate mouse), 2895 nucleotides long. RefSeq names its product KIAA2013 ortholog. The transcript is spliced from 4 exons. The record is from RefSeq and is a predicted model, not a curated record. The coding region runs from base 126 to 2192 and encodes 688 amino acids. NCBI's taxonomy places the organism in Eukaryota, Metazoa, Chordata, Mammalia, Rodentia, Muridae.
AGAAGAAGGAGGAAGCGGUGAAGGUGGCUGCUGGGGCGGCUGCGGCGGGCGUCGAGGUGGGCGCGGCGACGCGGCCCGGGGAGUGAGCGGCGGCGGCCGGGUGGGCGGGCUGGGCGGCGGGCCCGAUGUGGCUGCAGCAGCGCCUGAAGGGGCUGCCGGGGCUGCUGUCGAGCAGCUGGGCCCGCCGCCUCCUCUGCCUGCUCGGCCUCUUGCUGCUGCUCCUGUGGUUCGCGAGCUCCGGGGCGCGGCGGGCGGCGGGCGGCCUGCACCUGCCGUCCUGGGCCCGCAGCGAACCGGGCGCCGCCGAGCCGUCCGCCUGCCUGGAGGCGGCCACCCGCGCGUGGCGCGGCCUGCGCGAACGCGGCGAGGCGGUGCCGCUUGGCCCCGGGGUGCCAGCCCUGGUGGCCAACGGCUUUCUGGCUCUGGACGCCGCCUACAACCGGCUGUGGGUGACGCCCGGAGAGCGGGAGCCUGCCGUGACGCCGGACUUCGUGCCCUUCGUGCAGCUCCGCCCGCUGAAUGUGGUGGCUGAGGCUGGAGAGGCGGUGCUGCUGCUGCGGGAGGGCCUGCUGCGCCGAGUGCGCUGCCUGCAGCUGGGGACCCCGGGCUCGGGCCCCGCCGUUGGGGUCCCCGGGCCCGCCUCAGCCUCCGGGCUCUCCGCGGGGUCGGGCCGGGACUGCGUGCUCCUGCAGGAGGACUUCCUGGCGCACCGAGGCCGACCCCACGUCUAUCUGCAGCGCAUCCAGCUCAACAAUCCCACGGAGCGCGUGGCCGCGUUGCAGACUGUGGGGCCCACCGUGGGCCCGGUCCCCAGGUCCUUCACCAGCACUCUGGAGAAGGUCGGAGAUCACCAGUUUCUCCUCUACUCCGGCCGGUCCACACCCCUUCCAUCCGGGCUGGUGCACUUGGUAGUGGUGGCCUCUAAGAAGUUAGUGAACAGGCUCCAGGUGGCUCCCAAGACACAGCUGGACGAGACGGUGCUGUGGGUGGUGCACGUCUCUGGUCCCAUCCACCCCCAGGUGCUCAAAAGCAAAGGAACCAAGGAGCUCAAGGCGCUGCAGGACUUAGCAAGGAAGGAAAUGCUGGAGCUGUUGGAGAUGCCCGCCUCGGAGCUGCUUCAGGACCACCAGGACCUCUGGGCCCAGCUGUUCAGUCCGGGUGUGGAGAUGAAGAGGAUCACAGAUGCUCACACGCCGUCUGGCCUGACUGUGAACCUGACCCUGUACUACAUGCUUUCCUGCUCACCAGCCCCACUGCUUAGCCCCUCUCUGAGCCACAGGGAACGCGACCAGAUGGAGGCAACACUCAACUACGAAGACCACUGCUUCAGUGGCCAUGCCACCAUGCACGCUGAGAACCUGUGGCCUGGCCAGCUCUCCUCAGUGCAGCAGAUCCUGCAGCUGGCUGACCUGUGGAAGCUGACCCUCCAGAAGCGCGGCUGCAAGGGGCUGGUGAAGGUUGGCGCUCCUGGCAUCCUGCAAGGCAUGGUGCUCAGCUUUGGCGGGCUGCAGUUCACAGAAAACCACCUGCAGUUCCAGGCCGACCCUGAGGUGCUCCAUAACAGCUAUGCGCUCCAUGGCAUCCGCUAUAAGAAUGACCACAUCAACCUGGCUGUGCUGGUGGAUGCUGAGGGCAAGCCCUACCUGCAUGUGUCUUUGGAGUCCCGAGGCCAGCCUGUCAAGAUCUAUGCAUGUGAGGCAGGCUGCCUCCAUGACCCCGUGGAGCUGACCUCAGAGCCUGGAGGCCACACCUUCUCUGUCAUGGUGACGCAGCCCAUCACACCACUGUUGUAUAUCUCCACCGACCUCACACAUCUGCAGGACCUGCGGCACACGCUGCACCUUAAGGCCAUCCUAGCCCACGAUGAGCACAUGGCCCAGCAGGAUCCCGGCCUGCCCUUCCUCUUCUGGUUCAGUGUGGCCUCCCUCAUCACCCUCUUCCACCUCUUCCUCUUUAAACUCAUCUAUAAUGAGUACUGUGGGCCUGGAGCCAAGCCCCUCUUCAGGAGCAAGACCAGGCUUUCAGGGAAGGCAGUCCUUGGCCCUCAGGAGCAGGCAGCAGACGGAGGCAGGUCUGAGUUCCUCACGAUGGGGGAACCAGUGGAGACUUGGGUCGGAAAGCAGUGUGGAGAAGGCCUUCCAAGUAGCCAGCUUUCAGCCAGCUCUAUAGAAAAGGAGGAUCCCAGUGUCUGAGUGAAUCUCGAGUCCUGCUCUCAGCCACCGUUUGCACAAGACACCCAGCACUGAGCAUCCUGCUGCCGCAUGAACGGGGAACCUUUGGAAGUACCAACCCUUUGUGCCUUGUGGGGGACAGUGACUCAGGAGCGCUUGUGGGUACAAGAGUUUGCACUGGAGGGGAAGGAGGGCCGAGGACUUGUGUAAGUUUUCCAGUCAAUUAAACAAACCCAUAGGGAGAAUACUUGAAGUUGAGCGCACCCCCUCCACUUCCCCCAUUUCUUCUAUCCCAGGAAAUAGAUCCUCUUUAAAGAUGUGUUUAGGAAAAAUUGUGUUCUUUUCCUAAUUUAAUGUGUUCUUUCUUGAAUGGAUUUCUAAUUUAUUUUUUUUGUUGAAGUUUUGCUUGGUGGCUUUUCUUCCACCUUAGAUCAGGACUGUUGGUGACAACAACCGAUCCCUGCCACCUCAUUUGUCACCCAGAGGCCCCACAAAAUCUGAAGGCUGGGACUGAGCCCCAGAUGGCCACCCUGCCUGGGGAAGGCAUGGCUCCCUGCCCUCCCCGGUUUGCACAUUGCCUCUUUCUUACUUUGAGCCAGGGGGUCUGUGCUUUUGUACUUUGGGUCCCUGGGAGAGGUGUUUAACUUUCUAGUGAUGAUGGUUGUUGGGUUUUGAAAUACCAAAGCUUUUUUGUUCUUUUUUAAAUAAAUAUCUUUCAAACUUC